Penicillium soppii is the source of this 1107-nucleotide messenger RNA. RefSeq lists its product as uncharacterized. The transcript has a single exon. NCBI's taxonomy places the organism in Eukaryota, Fungi, Ascomycota, Eurotiomycetes, Eurotiales, Aspergillaceae. The record is from RefSeq and is a predicted model, not a curated record. The coding region runs from base 1 to 1107 and encodes 368 amino acids.
AUGGUCGAACUCAUUAAUCCCCCAGAGACUCGUGAACUCCUCCCUCCCCUCCUCGCAUGUCUCCCACUAGCCUUCGUCUCGCCCCGCGCACCUCCAGCUCUGCUUCCCCUCCUCUCUCCCAUCCUCCGCCAAAGAGUCGGUGUCCUCAGCUCACUCUCCACAUCUGCAACUGAGUCAUGGCUACAACUACUCUGCUGGGACGCCGACAAAGCAGAGCGUCUACGGGCGAUCAUCGACGGCGCCACAUUCGAGCCCCACCCUGUCUCAGGCGAGAUCGAGCUCCCAGAUCAGCUGCCCGUGACAUACAAGCGCGUUGACGACGAAACCCUCAAGGCGCAGGUUCCUAUCACCGAUUACAGCAUCACUGUAGUCUACCUGUGGUGCCCGACGGAUGCGGAGGGAGGCGGUCGUGGCUGGCGAGUUGCAGAGCUUCUGCCGCUGGAAGGUCCUGCCGAUGAAGACCAAACCUGGGCUGUCUCUAUUGGCGAGGCAAAUUCUCUAUCCAAGGCUCAGCUCAUGGCCGAUGCGCUGGAUGAGACGCCCCAGGACAAUACCGUGGAGAAUGACGACGACGACGACGAUUAUUGGGCUCAAUAUGAUGCCACGCCCGGGUCCAAGACCCCGGCGCAGCGUGCUGGCUCAUCAAAGCUGGGUCCAUCAGGUCUCUCUGAGCAGUCGUAUUUCUCGCAAUACGGCGAUGUCCAGCCGGCUAUGGAUAAUCAUGACCCCAAUGAGGAGCAACCGGAGGUCGGUCCGUCAUCUCUCAACGGGGACAUGCUUGCCAACUUGUUGCGCCGGCAGGUGAACGGGGAUUCAGUGGACGAGCCCCGCACCAAUGGAUACUCUCCCGGUCAGGCUCCCAGCGACAGUGCUGCACAGGCCUUGAACCACCCUCGGCCGGCCUCUAUCUCUUCUGGUAGCUCUGUGGCCAGACUGGAAAAGGAAGCUGAAAGCCAGUCUACCUACGAGGUUGGAGUAAAGCAACAUAUCAGUACCAGUAUCAAGAGCUUGUUCCGUCUGGCUAGGGCUACUGGAAUGCCUCGUGCAGAGUUCCAGUCGCUGGUCUCGACGGAAUUAGAGUUUUUGCAUAUGACGGAUGACGAGUAG